Cricetulus griseus (Chinese hamster) is the source of this 976-nucleotide messenger RNA. The record is from RefSeq and is a predicted model, not a curated record. Lineage: Eukaryota; Metazoa; Chordata; Mammalia; Rodentia; Cricetidae.
CGUAAUGAUGUGUACGUCCCCUGCAGACCCCGGAAGUGCAACUCGAACUUGGUCGGGGCGCGGAUCCCGAGAGAGAAAGUGGUAGCAAGCGCUGGAGGGAGUUCGCCCUGCGAUCUGGAAAGCCACGCCUCCUCCUGCUAACCCCUCAGCCUUGCAGUUGGGGGCAGAGCUCAGACUAUUCUGAAGAUUGAUGUCUAUUUCCUUGAGCUCUUUAAUUUUCUUGCCAAUUUGGAUAAGCACGGCACAAAUCCAGCAGGGAGGUCCAGAUGAAAAAGAAAAGACUACAGCAUUGAAAGAUUUGCUGUCUAGGAUCAAUUUGGAUGAACUCAUGAAGAAGGAUGAACCACCUUUUGAUUUCCCUGAUACACUGGAAGGAUUUGAAUAUGCUUUCAAUGAAAAGGGGCAGUUAAGACACAUAAAAACUGGGGAACCGUUUGUUUUUAACUACCGAGAAGACUUACACAGGUGGAACCAGAAAAGAUACGAAGCUCUGGGAGAGAUCAUCACAAAAUAUGUUUACGAGCUCCUGGAAAAGGACUGCCACUUGCAAAAAAUCUCUAUUCCAGUAGAUGCCACUGAAAGUGAACCAAAGAGUUUUAUCUUUAUGAGUGAGGAUGCUUUGACAAAUCCACAGAAACUGAUGGUUUUAAUUCAUGGUAGUGGUGUUGUCAGGGCAGGUCAGUGGGCUAGAAGGCUUAUUAUUAAUGAAGAUCUGGACAGUGGCACACAGAUCCCUUUUAUUAAGAGAGCUGUGGAUGAAGGAUAUGGAGUCAUAGUCCUGAACCCAAAUGAAAACUAUAUUGAAGUGGAAAAACCAAAAAUGCGCAAACAGUUGUCUGCUGAUGGCACAGAUGAGCCAGCAGAGAAGCGGGAAAGGAGAGAGAAAGUCUCCAAAGAAACAAAGAAGCGCCGUGAUUUCUUUGAGAAGUACCGAAACCCCCAGAAAGAGAAAGAAAUGAUGCAGUUGUUUAUCAGG